Molecule: messenger RNA, 816 nt
Organism: Aegilops tauschii subsp. strangulata
Lineage: Eukaryota; Viridiplantae; Streptophyta; Magnoliopsida; Poales; Poaceae
Source: RefSeq, a predicted model, not a curated record
AUGUCAGAAGCCAGUGACAGCCAGAAUAAGUCUGAAGAGCAGGUCAAUCUCAGUCACGACACUAGUCCCUCUAGUAGCUAUGAUGAGGGAAGCAGAAGCACUCCCAACAACUUGCCUAAGGCGGCUACUAGGCAAAGAAAGAAAAGAACUUAUGAGAGUGAAGAUGAAGACUUUGUGAUUGAGGAGGAAGUGACCUCCAAGAAAAAGGUGCUCAAGAAGGAGUAUGUUGUUGCUGCUACCAAGCCAGGCCUUUCCAAAAAGGGUCCUACAAAGAGGACUCCAAUGUCCAAGGCCAGAGCUUCAACUCAAGAGACAAUGCAGUUUACUAUUGAGCCCAGAGAAGAAGAAGAAGUUGCUGCUGGUGGAAAGAAAAGGAAAGAAAGGGUCAGAAAGACCAUUGCAAGAGUGACUGGAAGACUAUCCAUGAUGAGGGAUGAGGAGGAAGAAGAAGAGGAGGAAGAGCAUGUUGCACCUCCUGCCAAGACACAAAAGCUGAUGGCAGAUGCUAUCAAGACUGGGGCUGCUCCUUCAAAUCCCAAGUCUGCCCCCAAGUCAACAGCUCCAAAGAGAUCAACAAGGAAUAUCUCACCUGCAGAGAAGAACAAGGCCCCAGUGCCUGAAGUUCAGGAAGAUGAUGAGCCACUAGUGCUCAGGAAACUGAAGCCCAAGAUCCCAGAUCAUAAUGAUGAUCAUCCUGUGGUAGAGAAUAUGAAAUUGAGAAAGGAUCAUGGCCUGAGACCGUGGAGGCAGAAUGAUCCAUAUGCCACAAGGAGAAGGACUGAUGUGGACUAUCGCUUUCAUACCGAAGAACAGUAG